GCCGUGAACCCCAACUUUGUGCCGCGCAACUGGGUGCUCGACGAGAUCAUCCGUCGCGUCGAGAAGGACGGGGAGCGGGACGUGCUGCGGCGCGCCAUGCACAUGGCGCUGCACCCGUUUGAGGAUGCCUGGCACGGCGAGACAGUCGAGGGCACGGUCUACGAGGGCGACCAGGAGGAGGAGGCGCGGUGGGUGGGGGAUGUGCCGAAGCUGGAGAGGGCCAUGCAGUGCAGCUGCAGCUCGUAG
Messenger RNA from Verticillium nonalfalfae, 246 nucleotides. RefSeq lists its product as uncharacterized. NCBI's taxonomy places the organism in Eukaryota, Fungi, Ascomycota, Sordariomycetes, Glomerellales, Plectosphaerellaceae. The record is from RefSeq and is a predicted model, not a curated record. The transcript has a single exon. The annotation marks the transcript as partial.